CAGUGGCCAGCGCAGGGAGGGCCCGGCCCCGGGAUGCCGCACGCAACUCAGCUGUACCAGCAUGUGCCGGAGUCACGCUGGCCCAUCGUGUAUUCCCCACGCUACAACAUAACCUUCAUGGGCCUGGAGAAACUGCACCCCUUUGACGCAGGAAAAUGGGGCAAAGUGAUCAGCUUCCUAAAAGAAGAGAAGCUUCUGUCGGAUGGCAUGCUGGUGGAAGCGCGGGAGGCUUCGGAUGAGGACCUGCUGGUGGUGCACACAAGGCGCUAUCUCAACGAACUGAAGUGGUCCUUUGCUGUUGCGACCAUCACAGAGAUCCCCCCAGUCAUCUUCCUCCCCAACUUCCUUGUGCAGAGGAAGGUGCUGAAGCCCCUUCGGACCCAGACGGGAGGAACCAUCAUGGCAGGGAAGCUGGCCAUGGAACGAGGCUGGGCCAUCAAUGUGGGUGGCGGCUUCCACCACUGCUCCAGUGACCGGGGCGGGGGCUUCUGCGCCUACGCGGACAUCACACUGGCCAUCAAGUUUCUGUUUGAGCGAGUGGAAGGCAUCUCCAGAGCCACCAUCGUUGAUCUCGAUGCCCAUCAGGGCAAUGGGCAUGAACGGGACUUCAUGGGUGACAAGCGCGUGUACAUCAUGGAUGUCUACAACCGCCACAUCUACCCUGGGGACCGCUUUGCCAAGCAGGCCAUCAGGCGGAAGGUGGAGCUGGAGUGGGGCACGGAGGACGACGAAUACCUAGAUAAAGUGGAGCGGAACCUUCAGAAGGCCCUCCAGGAGCACCCGCCUGACGUGGUGGUGUACAAUGCCGGCACAGACAUCCUGGAGGGGGACCGCCUGGGGGGGCUGUCCAUCAGCCCACAGGGCAUCGUGAAGCGGGAUGAGCUGGUGUUUCGGGUGGUCCGUGGCCGCCAGGUGCCCAUCCUUAUGGUGACCUCUGGUGGCUACCAGAAGCGCACAGCCCGCAUCAUCGCUGACUCCAUCCUUAAUCUGUACAGCCUCGGGCUCAUCGGGGCUGAGUCCCCCAGUGUCUCGGCACAGAACUCAGACACACCCCUGCUGCCCCCUGAGGUGCCCUGACCACGCUCUUGCCCUUCUGCUCUUCUGCGCGGCUCCCUGCCUGCCUCAGCCCCACCCGCCCCUCAGUGCUUCUCCUUUUCUAACCACGGGGUUGGUGGGGGCAGCAGCCAGGAGGCGCCGAGGGGCGGGGGCCUGUCCCUGACUGGGCCGGCCUUUGGGGAGGUCCCUCCACUCUCCCCACUGGGUGUCCCUCUGUGGGUAGGGGCGGAAGACAGGGCCUGAGCCCUAGAAGACCUCGUGUGGGGGUCAUGGGUCUAACCAGGCCCUGCAGAGGUAGGCGGUUUCGCCAGGAGGGAGAACGGCAGGUGAGGCUUUGGGGGCACAAGUCAUAGGAUUUGUUUCACCCUCUCCUCAUGCAGGAAGGGUAUGAGGAGCCACGGGCGCCCGUGUGAGUGGGGCCAAGAGCUGGGGGUUGCAGGUAGGCCUCUGGGGGUGUGGGGUCUGGAUUCCCAGCCGGCGGGAGCCCUAGGCCUGGAUGUGAGGUGUGGCUGGGAAGGGGGUGCCAGUGGGUUUUCUCAUCUGGUAUUCCCCUUUCAAUAAAGCAAGAGCUGGACCUAUUUUUCCGGGGCUCCUUGGUGGGGAUAAGGGGAGGGGAGGGUCCGAGGAGCCCCAAAUCCAUGCUUCAGCCAUUGUCUUGCCUUUUUAGGGAAAGAAGCAGGUUUUGGAGGAAGAACAUUUGGCUCUGUGAUGGGCCUCAGCACCGGAGGCUUGAGGGGGCUUCCAGCCCCAGUGGGGAGGGGACAGAGGAAGAUGAGGCCCAGAAGGGGAUCUUGGGGAUGGGAGCAGGUGGCCAAGCUAGGACCCAAGGCCCCAAGUAAGGACCGAGGUGCUGGUGGCCAGGCUAGAGCUCCUGGAGGGAGGGCAGAGGUCUCCAUCCUGGCCUGUAGGUUUUAUGGAUAGGAGCUAGGGCAGGGCCUUGAGUUGCGGGGGAGGGGGCUAUAGGCUUCACUGGCCUCACCCAUAGUGCCCAAGCCCUGAUGGCGCUUGGAGUCCAAGGUCCCAAGUGGGCCCUGACAUCUGGCCUUUGAAAUGCUACAGACCCUGACCUUGUUUUGUGCUCUGAUCUGAAGGGGACACUCGGUCCCCCAGGAGGCUGGGUGCUGGGGGUGGUAUCCGCCCCUCAUUCCCUGGGUGCGUUCUUAGACAGUGAUCACAAGUGGGGGGUAGGGAGGGAAAGUGGGCCAGCUGAGGCUUCCGUAUGCCUGACCAACCCCACAUGGGGGACUCCUGUUCAUUAACAUUUGGGGGUACUCUUGCAUUCUCCCACAUACUCCCUUGGUGCUCUCUCUGCUGGAGGACGGGGGAAGGGUUUCAAAGGCAUAAACAUCAAAAAGACUGACCUCCUGGACUAGACCUCGAGGCACUAACCGCGCACUUGGACUCCCACACCUGCCCCCCGUCCUAGCCAUUGGUUUCUCUGCACCUGACUGAAGGUACCUAACAUCCUCUCAUUUCCACCUGGGGCCUGCAACAUCUGGGGGCAGGCAGUGGGCUCCCUUCAUCACCAUUGAGCUUCUGUUUGUAGAGAACCAUAAAGGCUGUUCUUGACUA
Messenger RNA from Neogale vison (American mink), 2628 nucleotides. It is a transcript of the gene HDAC11, whose product is annotated as histone deacetylase 11. Gene Ontology annotation, molecular function: histone deacetylase activity. The record is from RefSeq and is a predicted model, not a curated record. The coding region runs from base 34 to 1077 and encodes 347 amino acids. NCBI's taxonomy places the organism in Eukaryota, Metazoa, Chordata, Mammalia, Carnivora, Mustelidae. The transcript is spliced from 10 exons.